ACGAUGCUCGUUCAUGGGGAGAGGGCAAAGAAGCAAGCAGUGCUUUGCCUCGGUCUGCCCAGUGUGCUGUAACUACUUGCAAUAUCACCAUAUAUCUGAAAAGCGGUUGCACGGAACAGGCUCUUAUGAAUGCUUUAUUUUUCAAGCAUGCGUAUUGAAGGCUAUCUCGGAAAUCAAGUUCACAUAGCUAGUUAGUGGGAUACCCUUGUAUUAGGAGUACUGGCACCAGUAUAGAGAUGUUUGCAUCAGUGUGAGAGAAAAUUGUCUGUUUUACCAAGAAGUCAGGGUCCACAGUUCAAAGAACACUUUGUACUAUUCAUACACAUCACAGGCUGCUGAGAGGGGGACAGAAUGGCUGGAAUGGAAUGAUAUCAAACACAUGGAAACCAUAUGGCCUCAAUGGCCAGCACAGCCAGAAGAGGAAUGGCCAUCCCUCGGAGCCUGGUUCCUCUAGGUUUUCACGUAGGAAAUAUAUUCAAGACUGAAUGCACAAAAUAUAUAUCUAUAUUUUUUUUGGAGGAAGAGAGCGGUUAUUGUUUUUCGCUUCGUACUCCACUCCACAAGGUGGCAGAUUUGAGCAAGGCUGGGGAGUCUUUGAUGACGUCAUUUGUCUGCGCCGGCACACGUUUUCACUCACACGUCGGGAUUCGUGAUGGCAGAGCAGGAGUCUGAAGUGAAGAGGGUGAUUAAGUUGGUUCCUGAGAACCUUCUGAAGAAGAGGAAAGCAUACCAAGCCAUCAAAGCCACUGAGGCCAAACGUGCACUUCUUGAGAAGAGAAAGGUAUCUAAAGGGAAACCCUUGAAGUUCAAGCGCUUGGAGGACUUCCUGAAGGAUAGCCAUAGAAAGCAUCGCGAUGAGACCCGUAUCAGGAGAGCAGGUCACAGACCAGCUCCAGCCAUGCCCCCUGCAAAGAACAGACUGGCCUUCGCUGUCCGCAUCAGAGAGAUCAAAGGAGUCAGUCCCAGAGUUCAGAAGGUAAUCCAGAUGUUACGCCUGAGAAAGAUCUUCAGCGGUGCCUUUGUCAAAGUUAACAAGACUUCUAUGGCCAUGUUGAAAAUGGUUGAGCCCUAUGUAGCAUGGGGGUUUCCCAACUUGAAGUCAGUUCGUGAGUUGAUCUUGAAAAGAGGACAGGCCAAGAUUAACAAGCGAAGGGUCGCUCUCACAGACAACACACUCAUUGAGCAGCAUAUGGGCAAGUAUGGUAUCAUCUGUCUGGAGGACUUGAUCCAUGAGAUCUACUCUGUGGGGAAGAACUUCCGGGUGGUCAGCAACUUCAUAUGGCCGUUCAAGCUGUCUGUGGCUCGACACGCUGCCAGGGACAAGGCAGGUCUUCUGAAGGACAUAGGCAACCCAGGACCCAGAGGGACGGACAUAAACUCGAUAAUCAGGCAGCUCAACUGAGGCUGCACGAGACACUUUCACGUCAGACCUUUUCUUGUGGCCAAUGAUGAACUUUUUUAUUUCGUCAUAGCCCACUCAUUCGUUGUUCUUUAAUUCCUUCCUUUAAUAUCAAUACUCUGAAUUACCCGGUCUGGCAUGAGGAAAGAGAUCCCUUACUGAUUCAUAAGGAUUUAAUUCAUCUUAGGGUCCCAGCUGGCAGAAUUCAUAUUGGACCUGAUCAGAAUUGAACGCCUAGUCAGACAGUGCAUUUCUGGACUAUGUUGUGAUUAGACGGCAGUAAUUUACCCUCCCUUUUUUUGAAAAAAUUGGUAUUCUCAAUAUGUUGCCACCUCUGUAGUUGGAAUAAGGCCAUUCUAUGGAGAUGCUAAUUGCAUCACUACUUACUUUGCCCCUGUGGUGUUCAGAGGGAUGUUAUUAUGCUUACUAUGUAUGUGAGAUUACAAUAUGUUUAUGAAAUAAUAAACUGAAACAAGAACUUG
This is a messenger RNA of Oncorhynchus kisutch (coho salmon), 1881 nucleotides long. It is a transcript of the gene rpl7l1, whose product is annotated as ribosomal protein L7-like 1. The record is from RefSeq and is a predicted model, not a curated record. Bases 653 to 1402 code for a protein of 249 amino acids. Gene Ontology annotation, molecular function: structural constituent of ribosome; RNA binding. Gene Ontology annotation, biological process: maturation of LSU-rRNA from tricistronic rRNA transcript (SSU-rRNA, 5.8S rRNA, LSU-rRNA). Gene Ontology annotation, cellular component: cytosolic large ribosomal subunit. The transcript is spliced from 6 exons. Lineage: Eukaryota; Metazoa; Chordata; Actinopteri; Salmoniformes; Salmonidae.